Messenger RNA from Mus pahari (shrew mouse), 1039 nucleotides. RefSeq names its product spermatid maturation 1 (gene Spem1). Gene Ontology annotation, cellular component: cytoplasm. The record is from RefSeq and is a predicted model, not a curated record. Lineage: Eukaryota; Metazoa; Chordata; Mammalia; Rodentia; Muridae. The transcript has 3 exons. Gene Ontology annotation, biological process: flagellated sperm motility; sperm individualization. The coding region runs from base 81 to 1010 and encodes 309 amino acids.
CUGGGUCAGGCUGGCAGGCCAGUGGGCAUUAGGGGUAGUGGGCUGGGGGCCUAAGGGCCCUGGUGGCCCUAGGGACCACCAUGGCCAUGGUUGAGCGGCCUCGGCCUGGGUGGGCCUCAUAUCAAAACCCCAACAUCAACAACUGCCAGGACAUGGGAAACUCCAUUCUGCUGCUCUUGGGUCUAAUCAUCUGUAUUAACAUUGGCAUCAAUUUGGUGACCCUGCUCUGGAGCCGAAUCCGCAUCCUCUUACACCGAAUGUUCCAUAUCAUUUGUGAAAAAGAAACCAGUACUUCACUUGGGAAGCUGGUCCAGCCCUCGAAGAAGCAGACCUACCCCGAAGUCCAUCUUCGAUGUACCAUGGACCCUGUGAAGAUGACCGUGACUCCCCCACCCACUCGUCGUUACCGCCAUCGAGCGCCUCCAUCUCGCCGUGCCCGCCGCCCUGUAGCUUGGGCCCCUGAUACUGAUGAUGAGAAACCUCCACAGCAGCAUCCUGCAGUCUGUUCCCGCCACUGUGAUGAUUCUAAGGAUUGGGAAGGCUUUCAAUCUAUGCAGGAGAUGUGGGAACCUUGGACUCAGGAUGGUCUAGAGCAACCCCCCCAGACCAUCCGCUUCCAGCCAACAGUAGAGGCCAGGCCUCUCAAAACGGAAAUCCGGUCAGACCAGGGCCUAGAGGCCUAUGUGUAUACUGUAAAUCCUCCGCCUCCCAGUCCAGAGGCUUUGAGCCAUAAAAACAAUGCAGCAGGGUCAGGGGGAUGUGCCGAGGGUGAGCAAGCACAGAGCCAGCCUCUCUCACCAUCCUUUUUGGGUCCAGCAAAUGUCCCUGAAAUACCCCAGCGCCAUUCAUCAGGCCGAAUAGUCUAUGAUGUCCGAGAUGUAAGGAGAAGGUUACGAGAACUGACCCGGGAGGUGGAGGCUCUGUCCCACUGUUACCCCUUGGUCUCUGGAUCCAGUGCAGCUGAGGGGACAGGCAAAGAUUGGGUGUAUCGUCCCCUGAAGGGAAGGUGACUGGGGAUAAAAAAUAAAAAAAUAAAAAA